Verruconis gallopava is the source of this 3828-nucleotide messenger RNA. RefSeq lists its product as uncharacterized. The record is from RefSeq and is a predicted model, not a curated record. Gene Ontology annotation, biological process: regulation of cyclin-dependent protein serine/threonine kinase activity. The transcript has 2 exons. Gene Ontology annotation, cellular component: cyclin-dependent protein kinase holoenzyme complex; nucleus. Lineage: Eukaryota; Fungi; Ascomycota; Dothideomycetes; Venturiales; Sympoventuriaceae. The coding region runs from base 467 to 1690 and encodes 407 amino acids. Gene Ontology annotation, molecular function: protein kinase binding; cyclin-dependent protein serine/threonine kinase regulator activity.
GCUGCUGCACGGGAUUUCCUUGCUUGUGUGCUCUUGCGCCGUCGUCUUUUGGACCAAAGCGCCCAAGACCUAGGAACGGACGUUAGAAAAAACCCAAACCCCCCAGCCGUUGGCAUGGCCGUGGCCUCUGCUCGUUCUUUGCUAUCCACCCGGUCCGUUCAUCUGCUCCACCCGUAGUCGCCGGCCACUUUUCUUCUUGGGACUGCGGAUCAAGCUGAUCAACGCCUCUUGACCCUCGCCAAUACAAGUAGGCAAGUUCGCGCACAGAACAGCUGGCUAAGAUUGCCCGCGACAUCGGAGCCAUCCUCCUUGCUGGCCUGGCUGCCACCAACUCAAAAUCGCACCGCCUACCAACUAAAUCGCCGUCACCCACGCUCGCGCAAGCUCGCUCGCUCAGAACUGAGGAGGCUAACGCUCUAGCCGAAUCCUGGGCUUCCGGCUCCGGCGGCCGCAUGAAAUCCGAGCGAUGAUGAGCGUGCUAAGUUCGCCCUCGCCUACCCUCUCUCCCAACCCGGGCUUUGCGCACGAUCAGCCGCACCACAAUCAUCAUCACCAUCACCAGCGCUCUUCGUUCGCAAGCCUGCGACGGUCUACUAGCUCCUCUCAUCGCUCCUACCGCCUGUCCCCCUCGUCGAGCCAGGCCUUUCCCACCAGUCAUGCGUCGAGCCCGGCGUCGUCGAUCCACAGUUCCGCCACCUCCAACCUUCCAACAAGCAUCGAACUCACGCCCACGUCUGCUCCCAAGCGGCGCGCCGUCGACGAAGGCGGCAGGGGCUACGCGCUGAGCAAACCGCAGACUGUCGACGCUGGCACACAAUACUCCCCUACCGACUACCCGCCCACUGCCCACCUGCGUAGACCCGCUAUGGCGUGUCUGUCGAGAGGGCAGGACGCGCAAGUUCACACGACGGCAACUGAUACGGCUCGUAAUGUCGGCGUUGGCGGCAGUGGCAGCGAGGAUGUCGACCUUGUUAAUGAGCGGCUUGAGCGAACAGAGUCCUGCACCCCGCCGGAACCGUCUUUGAGGCAGGAUCCGCGGCCACACACGCCAACAGCCGCUUCCUCAAGCUCGGCCAGUGUGAGUGUCGCGUCUUCGACUUCCAACGAUCUCGACUCGCCCACCAAGAAACCUCGAGGUGAGACAUCGGUCAAGGUUAUGCCGCUGGACUAUAUGAAGUGCGACGUUCGUGACUUGGGCAUCGUCAUUUCGGACAUGCUGAUGGAACUCAUUCGCAUCAAUGAUCCAUUGCCGGUCAGAAAUGAGCAAUUGACGAGGUAUCACUCUAGAGCACCACCAGGCAUUUCCGUGCACGAUUAUCUAACUCGACUCAUCGUGCACGCCACGCUUUCACCACCCAUUCUUCUCUCUCUCGUUUACUACAUUGACAAGCUCUCUGCGUUGUACCCAAUCUUCAACAUCAGCUCUCUGACAGUACACCGCUACCUCAUCACGGCUGCGACUGUCGCUGCGAAAGGUUUGAGUGACAGCUUCUGGACCAAUAACACAUACGCGCGUGUCGGAGGUAUAAGCGUUCGCGAGCUGGCGCUGUUAGAGCUUGAUUUCCUCGAGCGAAUGGACUGGAGAAUUGUACCUCCCGCGGAUAUUCUGGUGGACUAUUAUAGGAACCUAGUCGAGCGCAACGACAAUUAUGCGCUCGAGCGGCAGUCCGAUAAUAGCAUGCAUGGCUGAUGGAAAUAUACCUUGAUCCAUCUUUGGCGAUUCUGAGCCAGAGAAUCACGCGAUCGUUCCACAUACAAGCCUCCUUCUACCAGCAGAAGAGCAAUGGGCUUUGCCUUGUUUUGCCUUUGAAGCGAAAGGCCAAACUGCAAAAUCCGACUAAUCAAAGCACCGGCUGAAGUCGCGCCAUUGCCAGUGACAAUUUCGUUCAAGUGGCUCACAGCGUGAGGUAAGACAAGGAACAACGGUUUGACGAAGUAGUCUUGGUUGUACCGGACUGCCCGGGAUAGCUGGGUCAAGACGGUGCAGAGGUCCAGAAAUUCCUUCGCUUUACCGUGGCCACAUUUCUCGUGCGGUGGGCGGUCACGCUAAGGUCAGAAGCAUUUCUCCAAUCGUUCCGAAGAGGCUCUUAGUCUCUGGAAGGACAUUGUCGUUGCCAAGUGACCCAAAUUGAAAUGGGUAUCGGGAUCAUGCGCAAGCCGAAAGCGAGCUGCAGAUAUUUCACAAUGGCAAACUUAUCGAACCAUCCACGAUGGCAAGAGAGCAGACGGAGGAAGUAUGUGGACAAGGUGUGAUGUCCAGAGACAGGAAGUCAGUGUUAUCGCAUAAUUCUUGCCCCUGUGCAAGGCAAUUGUUGCAAUGAACUUUGCAUAUGUCUGGCGACUAGAACCUUUGUAGAAUCUGGCAACGGACACAGAGUAGAGGCGUUUGGAUUGGCGGGAUCGAGACUCAGAUUCGUUGGGCUACGAAUGACAGCGUUUGUGUCGCAUGGGCUGGACCAUCGCUGGACUUGCAAGGCUCCUGUGGAGCCUUGUUCAACCUUUUACGAGGCGGAGGAUUGCUUUCAAUACAAGUUGAACGUCAAGGAAUAUUGAAUACCCUAGGCUGGACGCUAACGAAAGAUUAUGGCUAAUGGAAGAGUUUCCUAUCAGAGCUAGUCGCUGAUGUUCACAUCUUCAUCCUCAUACUCGAAAACUACAUCCAAUCACAGGUAAAGGCCAAGAUGAAUUUCAGUUUGACGAUUUAGAAUGUUCAGUUCUAGUCGUCGCCACGAACAUAUAUGCAUCAUGAUUAGAUGCAUGAUUAAGCAAAUACGCUUGGGAAGAUCUGCUCAGAUAGAGAGAAAAUCAAUCUUUAAUUAAUAGGACAACAUGCUUUCAGCGUCACAUCUACAUGGAUGGCGAGGUACUUGCCGGGCAUUCAGCUCCCUAACAUGCUGACCUUGCAUAUGACUUACAGGGCGAGAAACUACGUCGGACGAUGCGUGGAGGUGAAGCGGAAAUAGGGACAAGGAACACAGUGUUGGUUUAAAACAAGUCUGGGUUCCUGUCAAACAGUACAGGACAAAUAAGCACAACACUUUAAGCAGCGAUAACGUCUUGCGAGCAUUUAUCGUCUCGCGGCUGCUUUCGGGCCCAAGGGUAAAGAAGAAAAGAGGAAAGGAAAGGCGAAAAAGGACCACAGCCAAAUCUUAGCUUGGGCUUGUGCAGAAACACGAGGAAGAAAUCUUGCUGCCCGUUCGCGAAUGGACGCUAUCGUCGAGCGAGCUGGAUCUUUAACUCUGUCACGACACGAGGACAGAUAUCAGGUACGUUGUUCUACGGCUCACGCGCUAACACAAUACAGUCACUUACAAAGAAUAUGUGACGCAUAGACUCCCUUAGAAACAUGAUGCUCAGUUACCAGGAAUGUUACAUAGGACAACAUACUACCGUCUUAUGCUACUGUCUUCUAGUACCUUCUCUUUCUUAUCCUCAACUUUACACAGGGGUCGGUAUGUCGGUUGAUCGAUUCUAAAUUCUUGGCAGAUGAAGCCUUUGCCUCGUUAGUAACUGGCUGGCCGAACUUGUUAACCUGAAGGAGCGAAAAGCUUGGGUGAUCUAAGGUGUCAUAUCUACCCUUUCUCGAGCCCACGCGCUUUAUCUCCGCCAAACCAUUUCAAGGUGGCCUAGGCUCUGGACAGGAAUGUUAAGCAGCCGCAGCUGCGAUACUCAAGCCGUUUAGCCGUCCUUCGUUCUUCCAGUCGUCUAGUGUCAUCAUCUGUCAUGAUUGCUCAAGUAUUAGCCAGUGCUUGGACAUGUGUGUACCCAUAGCACAAGUAUUUAACAACGGCUAAACAAGAAGAUUUAAGCAAAGAAGGGUAGUUAGAA